AGAGGUCGUAUUCUGAUAAUUCAAAGCUCGUUGCAAAACUUGAAAGCAUUAAUCUGUACGUGCAUCAAAAAAUGGCCGGGGUGGGACGAAACGUUGCGGCUCCGCUGUUGUUCCUGAACCUGGUGAUGUACUUGAUCGUCAUUGGGUUCGCUAGUUGGUGCCUGAACCACUUCAUCAACGGCCAGACUGACCAUCCUGGUUUGGCGGGCAACGGAGCGACGUUCUACUUCCUGGUGUUUUCCAUCCUCGCCGGCGUCAUCGGCGUGACGUCGAAGCUGUCGGGCGCGUACCAAGUGGCGUGGGCCAUAACGGCAUUAGCCUUCGGGGUGGCUUGCAAAGAGAUACACUUGGGAGGCUACAGAGGAUGGAGGCUGAGGGUAUUGGAAGCCUUCAUAAUAAUCCUAACCUUCACUCAGCUCUUGUAUGUUAUGCUGCUCCACGCCGGCAUGUUCAGCACAAAGUACGGGCCCGGGCACAGGGACCCGGAGUACGCCGGACCCGGCACUGGCGAGGCGGUCCCCAAGGGCACAGCCAGGGUUUAGUGUUUCUCGAUGAUGAUGAUGAUGAUGAUAUAGAGUGCGUAUAAAUAAGAUGACGGUUUCUUGAUUACUGUUUUAGUUUUGUUGCGAGAGACUUGUGUGUUGAGAGUGUAGGGUUCAUUUUGUUGGGCUUGAGUUUGUAAGUACAUGAUGUUGUUAACUACUUUAAUGGUUGGGGGCCUUUUGGUUAGCAAUUGUACUGAUAACCAAAUGU
Messenger RNA from Asparagus officinalis (garden asparagus), 753 nucleotides. RefSeq lists its product as uncharacterized. The record is from RefSeq and is a predicted model, not a curated record. Lineage: Eukaryota; Viridiplantae; Streptophyta; Magnoliopsida; Asparagales; Asparagaceae.